Molecule: messenger RNA, 2130 nt
Organism: Chelmon rostratus (copperband butterflyfish)
Lineage: Eukaryota; Metazoa; Chordata; Actinopteri; Chaetodontiformes; Chaetodontidae
Product: cadherin-related family member 5
Exons: 15
Coding region: 139-2130 (663 amino acids)
Biological process (GO): cell morphogenesis; calcium-dependent cell-cell adhesion; adherens junction organization
Cellular component (GO): membrane; catenin complex; adherens junction
Molecular function (GO): cadherin binding; calcium ion binding
Source: RefSeq, a predicted model, not a curated record
UGAAAACAUGAAAAUAUGACAACAUGAGGCAGAGAGGAGGAGGCCUGAACGGACCGCGGGCGAGAGACACUGACUGUCUGUAGACCAACAGCAGAGAGAGAGAGAGUGGAGGUGUGAAAGUGGAGGAGGGGGAGGAAGAUGCUGUUGCCCUGGAGGCUGCUCCUCUGGCAGGUGGCUCUCACCUUAUUCCAUCAUGCUGUUACAGCUAGCCUGUGUCUGGGGGGGUCAGACAUCUUUGCAUCUGUCAGAGAGAACAGUCCGAUGGGUCAGUUCAUCUCUAACCUCAGCAUCAGCGGAGAACCAGGAGCUAACGCUGUUCGACUGUGUCUGACUGGAGACAAUGCCGACUGGUUCUACUUAGAGGGUCGCACCAUCCGACUGAACGCCUCCGUGUCCAGAGUCCUCGACCGAGAGGUUCAGGGAUCAGUGCUGAUAGCAGAGCUGACCUGUUAUGAGGAUGAUGUCAUACAGAGUCAGUACAGGAUCCUGGUGGAGAUCCUGAAUGAAAAUGACAACAAACCGAACUUCCUGGAGGAGACGAUUCACCCGUUCACCAUCAGUGAGCUGACAGCAGUGGACAGCGUGGUUCUCACUGUGAAGGCAGUCGAUGCAGAUGGAGACAUGAUCAGUUACAUCAUCGAUCAGUCAUCGCGUGACGCAUGGUUCUUCAGGAUCGAUCUACCGAACAGCGGAAACAUAGUUCUGAACAAACCUCUGGACUAUGAGACCAGAACUCACCUGCAGGUGAUCGUCUGGGCCCAGGAAAAUACUGUGGAGAAAUUCAACACAUCUGCUGUUCUGUCCGUGAACAUCGAGGACGGGGACGACCAAUAUCCUCACUUCCUGCCCUGCACACCUGUCUCUCCAGGUGUUCCUGUCUGCACGAACCCGACCUACACUGCCAACAUCACACACAAACAGCAGGAUGAAGUUCUGGUGUUUUCUCCUGGUCCGAUCAGGGCGGAGGACGGAGACAGAGGAAUCAACACUCCUCUGAUCUACAGCAUCCUGUCAGGUGGUGAUCAGGGCAGAUUUGUGAUCAACAACAGGACUGGUGAGAUCCAGUUAACCAGACCUGUGAUCAGCCAGCGACUGACAACAAACUUCACACUCAACGUCAUGGUCUGCCAGGUGAACGACCGACUGAAGUACAGCGUGGCGUCUGUUCUGAUUAGAGUUCUCAGUGAGAACAUGUUCCCUCCGAUCUUCAACAGAACCGUUUUUAAAGGUUUCAUCAUCCAGAGCUCUAGCCCCGCCUCCAUUGUCUCCACCUAUGGGAACCAGGUGUUACAGGUCCUGGUGUCAGACCGCGACUUCUCUGAUGGCCUGAAUCCACACAUCCACUACUCCCUCCAUCCUCCAUCUGGACUGUACCAAGUGACCCAGGGGGGGGUUCUGAUAGCCAGGACGGACAAACUGCAGGCCUUUGACAGACACAUACUUCAGGUCGUAGCCAGAGAUGAAGAAUCAGGAGAAGAAGUUUCAGCUUCAGUGGACGUUGAAGUCCUGCAGAGAGGACAAACAGUACCUCGUGGUGCGUUCACUGAGCAGCAGUUGUUUGGAGACGUGGACAGCAGACUAGCAGGAGGAAUCGCAGCAAUGAUCAUGGUGUUGUUUCUGUCGUCCGUUCUGUUUCUGCUGCUUCGAACUAUGAGGAGAAGACGAGGACCCAGAAAUGCCGAUGAACACGCAGCCGUUGACCUCGGAAAACAUCCCAACGUGGUGAGCUCCAGUCGGCCAGUGUUCUCUCUGGAGGAGUCUCUAUACGACAGCAAAGCUUUCAGGCAUGAAUAUGAGUCUUCGUCACAGUCAGACAGUCUGCAUGGCAGACAGGGAGUCUACACCAGGAGACACUCUCUGCUUCCUCCUCCUUCAUCACCACCGAACGUUAUCGUCAGUGAUCCUGGAGGAAGAUCCAGACUUCGCUCUGAUCUGUUUCCUGUCGUAGAAAAACCAGAGUGGCGACCUGAGGCGACGGAGAGCGCUGAAACCCUCAGAGUGUCUGAUGUCAGGGAGGGGUCGGCCACAGGUGUGUCCACAGGCGUUCACGAUGAUGACAUCACAGCAGCGGACGCAGAGACUCUUCCGGGAGACAACGACACGAAAACAAACGGAUGGGAGGAGACGUAA